AUGGCUCCAAUUCGUCGCGUAGCCGUUGCGCAGUGGUACAUCAAGGAACUAGCCAUCGACGAGAACCACGCGAAAGCAUGCCAAUUCAUCCGCGAAGCAGCCGCGCAAGGCGCUAAACUUGUCGUUUUGCCGGAAUAUCAUCUGAACGGCUUCACCCCGUCUAACCCCCUCUACAUCCACCAAACAACAACCUACAAAUCCUACCUCCAAACCUACCAAUCCCUCGCCCGCGACCUCUCCAUCUCCCUCGUCCCCGGCACAAUCGUCGAAAACCACACCCCAACCUCUGCCCAAGACCCAGAUUCAAACGAAAAACCUCUCCUCUACAACACCGCCUACUUCAUCGCCCCCACCGGCGACAUCCUAGGCUCCUACCGGAAGAAGAAUAUCUGGCAUCCUGAGCGUGAGUAUUUGACUUCUUCGGGAGAGGAGCCGCAUGAGGUGAUUGAGACGCCCGUCGGGAAGGUCGGGUUGCUGGUUUGUUGGGAUGUGGCGUUUCCGGAGGCGUUUCGGGAGUUGAUUUUGAAGGGGGCGGAGAUUAUUAUUAUUCCGACGUUCUGGAGUCGGUAUGAUGCGUCCCCCGAGGCGCUGCAAUACAACCGUUCGUCUGAAGUGCUGUUUCUCGAGUCGACGCUUACGGCGCGGACUUUUGAGAACACUUGCGGGAUUAUCUUUGCGAAUGUUGCUGGGGGACCUGGGGAUCAGUAUUUUGGGCUAUCGAGGGUUGUCUUGCCGGUUGUGGGUGUUGUCGGGGAUAUGGGGAACAAGGAGGACGUGAUGGUUGUGGAUAUGGAUAUGGGGCUGGUAAGGAUUGCGGAGGAGAACUAUAAGGUUAGACAGGAUAUUAAGAAGGAGGGGUGGCAUUAUGUUUAUAGACAUAGUGCUGCGUGA
Molecule: messenger RNA, 891 nt
Organism: Aspergillus glaucus CBS 516.65
Lineage: Eukaryota; Fungi; Ascomycota; Eurotiomycetes; Eurotiales; Aspergillaceae
Product: carbon-nitrogen hydrolase family protein
Exons: 4
Coding region: 1-891 (296 amino acids)
Molecular function (GO): hydrolase activity, acting on carbon-nitrogen (but not peptide) bonds, in linear amides
Source: RefSeq, a predicted model, not a curated record